Vicugna pacos (alpaca) is the source of this 6315-nucleotide messenger RNA. The record is from RefSeq and is a predicted model, not a curated record. Lineage: Eukaryota; Metazoa; Chordata; Mammalia; Artiodactyla; Camelidae.
CUGUUAGUUGAUGGUUGCGCUGUUUGCAUAGCUGACCACCCACUGAAGCCAAGGCACGUGAAACUGCUGUCCACUAAAAUGGGCCUGAAAGUCACGUGGGACCCACCCAAUGAUGCUACCAGUAGACCCGUGGAGCAUUACAACAUUGCCUAUGGGAAGUCACUGAAAAGUCUUAAAUACAUCAAGGUGAAUGCGGAGACAUACUCCUUCCUUAUUGAGGAUGUGGAGCCGGGGGUAGUGUACUUUGUGCUGGUUACUGCAGAGAACCGCAGUGGAGUGAGCCGUCCAGUUUACAGAGCUGAAAGCCAGCCCGGAGGUGAAUGGAUCAAGAUUGAUGGUUUUCCCAUUAAGGGUCCAGGACCAUUUAAUGAAACCGUCACAGAAAAGGAAGUGCCCAACAAGCCCUUGCGGGUCCGCGUCCGCUCCUCCGACGACCGGCUGUCCGUGGCGUGGAAGGCGCCACGCCUGUCUGGAGCCAAGAGUCCACGCAGAUCACGCGGUUUCCUUCUGGGCUACGGGGAGAGUGGCCGGAAGAUGAAUUAUGUUCCACUGACGAGAGAUGAGCGAACACAUGAGAUUAAAAAACUAGCCUCUGAGUCCGUGUAUGUGGUCUCCCUGCAGUCCAUGAACUCCCGGGGGCGGAGUCAGCCAGUCUACAGGGCUGCUCUCACGAAGCGGAAGAUUUCAGAAGAGGAUGAACUGGAUGUACCCGAAGACAUCAACGUCCGGGUUAUGUCAUCCCAGUCUGUGCUGGUUGCCUGGGUGGAUCCUGUUUUGGAAAAACAGAAAAAAGUUGUUGCAUCAAGACAGUACACGGUGCGCUAUCGAGAAAAGGGGGAAUUGGCGAGGUGGGAUUAUAAGCAGGUCUCCAACAGACGUGUGCUGAUCGACAGCCUGGUUCCUGACACCAUGUACGAAUUUGCAGUCCGCAUUUCACAGGGGGAGAGAGAUGGCAAAUGGAGUACAUCUGUCUUCCAGAGAACACCGGAAUCUGCUCCUACCUCAGCUCCUGAAAACUUAGCCGUCUGGCCAGUCAAUGGCAAACCUACAGCUGUCACUGUAGCUUGGGAUGCACUGCCUGAGACCGAGGGGAAAGUGAGAGAGUACAUUCUUUCAUACGCCCCGGCUCUCAAACCAUUCGGAGCAAAGUCCCUCACCUAUCCGGGAGAGACUACUUCUGCCCUAGUGGAUGGGCUGCAGCCUGGGGAACGCUAUCUUUUCAAAAUCCGAGCCGCAAACAGGAGAGGAAUGGGACCUCAUUCCAAAGCCUUCAUUGUCGCUAUGCCAACAACCCCUACCAGUAAGCCUGAGGUUCAGCAGAAAGCAGACAUGGAAGAUCAUCAGAAACCUGAAAAGCGUGAACCUUCCUCAUCUUCUCCUAAAGUUCCAGCCUCCUCAAAACACACUCAUUUGCCUGUUUCUCACCAAGGGAGAAAUGUCAAGACCCCCCUCCUUGACUUGAAGAACAAAAUACUGGCCAAUGGUAGGCUGCCCAGAAAACCCCAGGCCCCCACUAGGAGCAGUGAAGGGCUGGACCUCCAGUCGACAGGUAUCACUGAUGAGGCGGAGCUGGAUUCUCCAGGGGAUCCACCAACGUUGCACUCGGAGACCCAAGGCCAGAAGCCCCAGCAGAGGCCACCAAGUAGAUCCAUCCACCCAGUCCUCACUCCUGGGAGGAUGCCACUGAGAGCCCGAAUGCCAGUGCUACCCCGAAAGGAGGGUGUGGACACGCCUGGUUCCACGCCGGCCCCCCACCCUCGUCCAGGGGCGCCCCCCUCGGCAUCGGCCUCUUCUGACGCCCACACACCCUUGGAGGACAGCGCUCACCGUACUUCAGGGGCGCCCUCCACCAACCAGCCUUCGAGCUCUACUGACAAUGACUCAGUGGGCGAAGAGGAGGAAGAGCCAGCCGCAGGCUCCCCUCACCCCAAGGACGCCACCUCCCAGCAGCCGCCUCGCAAGACUCGGCCCGCCCUGUCGCCCAGCCGCCAGUCAGCCUGGAACGCUCUGCGCGACAGAAGCUUCGCGCACCACGGUACAAAGCCAGCCUUGCCGGCUCAGAGGGCGCCCCAUUCCGAGGAUGGAGGGGAAAUUUCGAGGGCUUCAGCCCCACCCUCAAGACUUUCUCCACCGCACGGGGGGUCAUCUCAGCUGCAGCCCACCGAACCACACCCCAGGUCUCCGCUCUCCAGGGGCUGGAAGGAUGGUCACGAUGCCCCAGCCACCAAGGCCAAUGGGCCAUCAGGGUCCACCAAGUCUUCCUUGGUCUCCUCUCGUCUCUCCUCCAGGACACAGGCCUCUGAGGAGGCAGAUGACUCUGACGGUGAUGGUGACAAUGCUGCAGAAGAUAAAGGGAGGCAGGCCGAAGCCACGGCUCCAACAUUCCGGGCCCGGCUGCCCGCGGGUUCGCCAGUCUCCGGACGUUUUAAUUUGCUCAGGAACAGGCCCUUUGCCGCUCAUGGUAGAUAUCCACACAGGUUUGGCAGCCCCCGAGGACCCCGGUUACAGCCCUCCAGCUCCCCUCCGUCCACCGUGUCCUCCCGGGUUCACCCUAGGGUGAAUCCUCCCGCCUCUUCUGACUAUAGGCGAGUCUCGGGAAUCAAUGAAGACAGCGAAGAGAAGGAGGCAGAAGACGAAAAGCCACUUCCGGCCGCCGUGGUGAAUGACCAUGUGCCUUCCUCCUCCAGGCAGCCUGCCUCCCGGGGCGCCGACUACCUGAGAAGAAGCCCCCAAAGUGGGGCGAGCCUGCUGCGGAAGGAGCCCCUCGUGGAGAACCCCAAAUCCGCCGGCACGUGGGCAGGGGUGCAUCCUCAGGCCAAAUCUCAAUCUUCUAAGGCGCAGGAUGUUCAGCAGAGCACGGACGCGGGCGUGGACCGGGGUUCUGCCAAAACACAGCUGUCCCUCGCUCGGCCGCCCACAGCACGGUCUCAGCACCAUCCCGGGUCCAUCGCUCCGGGAAGGCAUCCUUCCUCAACCGUCUCCGCGUCCCAGAAACAGCCCCAUGGGCCCCAGGGCAAGGAAGCGGGGCGUCCGCCUUCCAAACCCCAGGCCGGGCGUCCUCCCCCCACGCCACAGGAAAGUGCCUCCUUCUCAGACCCUUACUCGACCAGAGGCAGACAGUCCUCCCUUACGGCCAGCUCCCGUGGGGUGCUCCCCACUUCUCCCCAGAAUCAGGGCGAGGAUUCUAAGAGCAGAUACGGCGGAAACCACGAUGACAGCGCAGAAGCAGAGGCCCGCGGUGUCCCGGCGCCCGCACACUCGGCCAAGGACGCCACACCGUCCCUUCCCAAGCACCGACAGGUGGAGGCUCCGGCAGGAAGCGCGGGCGACAGUCGCCUCCGCAGACCCCUAGGCAGGCCCGGCAGCCCCCACCCCCACGCCCGCACCAGGGUCCCGGGCAGAGCAGGGCCCCAGGCGGUGGGGAAGAAGGACGGUGCCUCCCAGGCCACAUCAUCCAAAAGGGAGCCCCUGCCGGCUAAAUCGCAGCAGUCGGUCUCGGCUGAGGAGGAUGAAGACGUGGUGUUUUUUAAAGGAGGAAAGGACAAGGACGAGGACCCGCUGUCUUCCUCGGUUCCAAAGUGGCCCUCCUCCUUCACCCCCAGGGGCGACAAAUAUGCUAAUGGAAACAUCGCCAAGGGGGAGACGGACCCCGUCAUCGUGCUUGCGCCUCCCAGAGUGAGCUCCCGGCAGGACGAGAACGCCACCCCGGUCAAGCGUCCUCCUCCGCCACCUCCGGGCGGCUCCCCGAGAGCUUCGCACCACCCGCCCAGACACCCACCUCGCAGCCCUGCCACCCCGAGCCCCACCGUGGGCACCCCCGCCAGGCCGCAGUUCACCACGCGCGCCCCUGCCGUCCACUCCUCCACCACCCCGAUGCUGUCCUUGCGCCAGCGCAUGAUGAACGCCAGGUUCCGGAACCCCUUCUCCCGCGCGCCUGUGAGACCCCCUUCCAGACAAGGUUUUAAUGGCAGAGCGAAUCUAGAAGGGAAAGUACUUCCUGGUAGUAAUGGAAAACCAAGUGGACAAAGAAUUAUCAAUGGUCCUCAAGGAACAAAGUGGGUUGUGGAUCUUGAUCGUGGAUUAGUAUUGAAUGCAGAAGGAAGGUACCUCCAAGAUUCACAAGGCAAUCCUCUUCGAGUUAAACUAGGAGGAGAUGGUCGAACCAUCGUGGAUCUGGGCGGGACCCCCGUGGUGAGCCCUGACGGCCUCCCCCUCUUCGGGCAGGGGCGGCACGGCAAACCUUUGGCCAGUGCCCAGGAUAAGCCCAUUUUGAGUCUUGGAGGGAAGCCCCUGAUGGGCUUGGAAGUCAUCAGAACAACUACCCAUGUUCCCACCACCACCACCACAACCACCACCACCACCACCACUACACGACCUACCACCACCACGACCCCUCAGCCCACCACGACCACCACCUGGCGCCCAACAACCACCCGAACCACUACACAGACAACCACCACCGCCGCCACCACCACCACCCCUGAGCCUACCACUCCCAUCCCCACCUGUCCCCCUGGGACCCUGGAACGGCAUGACCAAGAUGGCAACCUCAUCAUGGGCUCAAGUGGGGUCCCAGAGUGCUACCCCGAGGAAGACGAGUUCUCAGGAUUGGAGACCGACACGGCAGUCCCCACGGAAGAGGCUUACGUUGUCUACGAUGAAGAUUAUGAAUUUGAGACCUCCAAGCCACCAGCCACCACUAAGCCCUCCACCACUGCUGCCACGCCCGCCGUCAUCCCCACAGAGGGCUCCAUUAGUUCCUAUCCUGAAGAAGAAUUCGAUCUGGCUGGAAAGAAACGAUUUGUUGCUCCUUAUGUGACAUACUUAAAUAAAGACCCAUCAGCGCCAUGCUCUCUGACUGAUGCUCUGGAUCACUUCCAAGUGGAGAGCCUGGAUGAAAUCAUUCCAAAUGACCUGAAGAAGACUGACCUGCCUCCUCAGCAUUCCCCUCGCAACAUCACUGUGGUUGCUGUGGAAGGCUGCCAUUCGUUUGUCAUCGUGGACUGGGACAAAGCUGCCCCAGGAGACACGGUAACAGGUUACUUGGUUUACAGCGCGUCCUAUGAAGACUUCAUCAGGAACAAGUGGUCCACCCAAGCUUCCUCAGUAACUCAUUUGCCCAUUGAGAACCUGAAGCCAAACACAAGGUAUUAUUUUAAAGUUCAAGCCAAAAAUCCUCAUGGCUAUGGACCUGUUAGCUCUUCAGUCUCAUUUGUUACAGAAUCAGACAACCCUCUGCUUGUUGUGAGGCCACCAGGUGGUGAGCCCAUCUGGAUCCCGUUUGCUUUCAAACAUGACCCUGGCUACACGGAUUGCCACGGCCGGCAGUAUGUGAAGCGGACGUGGUACAGAAAGUUUGUGGGAGUCGUUCUUUGUAACUCACUGCGGUACAAGAUCUACCUCAGUGACAACCUGAAAGAUACAUUCUACAGCAUUGGGGACAGCUGGGGAAGAGGUGAAGACCACUGUCAGUUUGUGGAUUCACACCUUGAUGGAAGAACAGGGCCUCAGUCCUACAUAGAAGCCCUUCCUACCAUUCCAGGCUACCAUCGCCAGUAUCGCCAGGAGCCAGUCAGCUUUGGAAACAUUGGUUUUGGAACCCCUUACUACUACGUGGGCUGGUACGAGUGUGGGGUCUCCAUCCCAGGGAAGUGGUAACCACAGGAUGAUCACUCUGGAAGCUCACUGUGCCCAGCCCCCUCAACUAAUUUGCACUUGGGGCUGUGAGCAGGAAAGAGGAUGGUGUCCCCAGCCCCACUGUCCCAAGUGUCGGCAAGGUUGCAUGAUGGACACCGGACACUUCAGGCAUCUUCGAUCUGGAGCUCAGUCCUACUACUUGGCCUGGACCACACACAGGAUUCAAUGUUGCUGUUAACCUUGCUUCUCCACAUGUUCUGCUUACAAUAGCACAUCCCAGAGACGGCAGAAACACGCAGCUACCGGGAUGCCCACUGAUUCAGUGCGAUUUUCAUACUCCAGGGGUAUCUCCAGGGAUCAGCACAAACACGCUGUGCUUGCUUCAUAGAACGCCACACGCUUUCUUUUUAAUCACUGGACUUCUCCAAAAAUAGCUGAAUUUAAGCUUUGGAUCUCUAUCUAUGCCAUAGAACUGAAUUGCUAAAAAUAUCACCGAAGGAAAUGUAUCCUACUUACAGUUUAUUCUGUGGACCUACCCACCGCUAGACCAAAUGUAUCAAAUCUUAUUUGUAAAUUCUCAAUUUUGAUAUAUAUAUGUAUAUAUGCAUAUACAUAUCCACACUUGUCUGCAAGGACAUUGAUUAAAAUCGCUGAAUUUGUACUUGUUCACUAGAUAAA